Messenger RNA from Lycium ferocissimum, 832 nucleotides. RefSeq lists its product as uncharacterized. NCBI's taxonomy places the organism in Eukaryota, Viridiplantae, Streptophyta, Magnoliopsida, Solanales, Solanaceae. The coding region runs from base 246 to 557 and encodes 103 amino acids. The record is from RefSeq and is a predicted model, not a curated record. The transcript is spliced from 2 exons.
UCUAAGCUUGAAAGCCUUCCAGAAGAGAUAGCGGAUUUGGAAACACUUGAUGUCACACGCACUCUAAUGUCACGACCUCCGUCUUCCAUCGUCCGCUUGAACAAAGCUUAAGUUCUUGAGUUUUGCAAAACAAAAAUCAGAAGUAAGCCUUGGAGAUGAAGUGUACUUUGUGUUCCCUCCAGUGGCUGAAGGAUUACGCUCAUUGGAAACUUUGAAUCCUAAUAACUACAAACUUCUGGAAGACAAUGGAUCCUUAUCCUCUUAAAAAGAGUUGUAUCUUAGGGGAAAUGAUUUUUGAGCAUUUUCUUCAAAGCAUAGCCAACUUGGACUUAACAGAGUGCAAGAGUCUUGCACAGCUGCCAGGACUUCCACCAAAAUUAGAUGCAUCGCAUGCAGAUUAUCAUAUGGCUCUGAAAAGUAUUCAUAGUUUAUCGACCAAGAAGAACUUACAGCUGGUGAUCCUCACACCACAGUCAAUUUGCCUGAGAAUCGGAUGUCGUGGAUAUGUCCCAGAUACUUGCCUUGUGCAACCAUUCAAAAUAUUUUCGAGAAUUUAAUUUUCAUUUUUUCUUGGUACCUCUUGCUGGCUUAUGAGAUACAUCUAAAGCAAAUGGAAAGCACCAAUUGACUAUGGGCUUGUUGAGUUACCUUUCUCUGGAGAAAUGGAGGAGUUCAGAUUUCAUUUGUUGUAUAAAAAUGAACCUGAGCUUGAGGCCGUGCAAGAGAUGCCGAAAAAUAAUGGUGGUUCGUUUUACUUAAUUGGCUCUAAAAUGGCUCUCUGAAAUAAAAUAUUUGUUUCUUUGUUUAGUUUACUUACCCUUUGCAGCUUCUU